AUGGUCCACCAGGCCAGAGACAUGCCCGCCGCCUUGGCCAGCAACACAGCCAGCAGUACUACCGAUGCACCCCAUACCACAUCGCAUACGAACAGACGCAUAUCGAGCGAGCAGACCAGGAGAUCUGCAGAGUACACCACAGCUACACCCGCGACAGAGACACCACCUGGCGGAUGGCCGAGCACACCCGGCGCAAACGGUGCGCUGAACGGAAGCAUACGGGAGGGCAUUGGCGGUAAGGAUGGCAGUAUACUCAGCGUACCCAAUGGAACGAAUGGCAGCGAAAGAGCGCCCAGUGCGAAGAGCAUGGCUCUCAGUAUGCGAUCACGCCGGAGUGCCGGGAACCUCACCGCCGAAAGUGAGCGAGGUGACAGAAGGUCGGGUGAAGCCGUGAAGGAGAACACCACAAGACCUGGCGUGGCCGAAGAAGGCUACUUUGCCUCACUUGCUAAUGGCAAGCCUGUCGCACCGACUAAGAGUCCGCUCAAGAAGCCGGUCACGAUACCCAACGGCGAUGUGCCUUCCAUGCCGAGGAGUGUAAGCCAUAGCGCGGUGCCGAUGACUCCCAAGUCAGCGCUGCCUCCUCUGGAAGAGGCCUCUCCGCAGACUGGCGCAAGGACAGAUCUGUUGAAGCCACCGAGCGCCAAGCCACACCGCGCGUCGUCACCACCGGCAUUCGAUCCCAGUGCACCAAGACCGGAGCGCUUGUCGCAACGGCAUACGCUCGAAGUACCAAGGGUUGAUACCUCGAGGAACUCCAAGGACAGUGCAGAGCUGAUUGGAAACAGCCUGGACGGCCAGAUAUCAUCUACUACCGGACGCUUCUCACCGAACACACCUACACGAAGACGAGCCUCUUUGAAUCUGACCAGGAGACAUACUCGGUCGGUCCACUCUGAUCUACAGCUGGACGAGGCCGCCCACGACGAGGAUGCCCAAAGAUGGGCAGAGCACAUCAGAGCGAAGCGAGCCUCCAAGAGGCAGCGCACAGAAACGGACGAUGACCGGGUUGUUGUCGGCACCAAAGUCGACGAGAACCACGUGAACUUUGCCACGGCCUACAAUAUGCUCACUGGCAUUCGAUUUACUGUGUCUAGGACGAACGCAAAAAUGGACCGGGAGCUCUCUGAAGCAGACUUUGUUGCCAAGCACAAGUUCAGCUUCGAUAUCAACGGCAAUGAACUGACACCUGGCUCGAAGUAUGACUUCAAGUUCAAGGACUACGCACCUUGGGUGUUUCGACACUUGCGAUCCAACUUUAAGAUUGACCCAGCCGACUAUCUCAUGUCGCUGACUUCCAAGUACAUUCUCUCGGAACUAGGAUCGCCGGGUAAGAGUGGCUCAUUCUUCUACUUCUCGAGGGAUUACAAGUACAUCAUCAAAACGAUACAUCACGGAGAGCACAAAUUCCUGAGGAAGAUCUUGAGAGAUUACUACCAGCAUGUCAAGGACAAUCCAGAUACGCUGUUGUCGCAGUUUUAUGGACUGCAUCGUGUCAAGAUACCUUUCGGAAGGAAGAUCCACUUUGUUGUGAUGAACAACUUGUUUCCGCCGCAUCGAGAUAUCCACCGGACUUUUGACCUCAAAGGCAGCACGAUUGGACGGGACUUCCACGAAGCAGACUUGGAGAAGAACCCGCGAGCGACCCUGAAAGAUCUCAAUUGGCUGAGACGUGGCCUACAUCUCGAGUUUGGACCGACCAAGAAGGAUGCUUUCGUCCAGCAGAUGCAGCGGGAUGUAGCUUUACUGCAGAAGCUGAAGAUUAUGGAUUACUCGCUUCUCGUAGGCAUUCACGAUCUUGAACGCGGGAACGAGGAGAACCUGCGUGACAAGACAUUACAAGUCUUCCAGCCGGGUGGUGAUAAGCAGGAAGAACAAACUGCUGGCCCACAUCAGCUUGCCAGGACACCCAGUAAGAUGGAGAAUGCGAAGCGAGCAAAGGAAUUGCGAGAGAUGGUCAAGAAGGAGCGGCCGAUACCGAUGGAGCAGACUCUUGACAAGCUGCCGGAAGAAUCGCACAAGAGCUCGUUCUACUUUUAUGCUGAUGACGGAGGGUUCCGCGCAACACAUGAGGAUGAUAGGCCGGGGGAGGAGAUCUACUACCUGGGCAUCAUUGAUUGUCUGACGAGGUACAACUACGUCAAGAAAGCCGAGCAUUUCUGGAAGGGAAUGGGCGGCCACGAGUCUCAAAUUUCACCCAUACCUCCCGACCGAUACGGCGAUCGAUUCGUGAGAUUCAUCUCUGGCAUCACCAUGUCUCGGGAACGUGCGCAUCAAGAGAAGGAGCAGGAGAAGGAGCGUGUUACAUCACAAGUGGAGGUCAACGCAGGGGUGCUUGCACCAGCGGGCAUAGCGAACACUCUCGACGAUCCUGCACUUGGUGGCAUCAACAUGUACAAAGCGGAUGCGAGUAAUCCACCAGGCACUGCCGAAGUCAUGAGGAAGGCAGAACAUCAAGCGGAGAAGAGUAGGAGGCGUGGCUCCCACGAGGAAGACGUUCCCGAGCGGACGAUUGGAGCGGUUAGAAGCCCUCUUGAUCCUCCGGGUGAACAAGCCACGCUUCCUGUGAUCGGGGAAGCAGCAGAGAGCGCUAGCAACAAUUCACGACACGCCACACCCUCGGCCAGCCACGAGGACGUCUACAACAAGAAUCAAGUCAUCUUGGGCAAUGCGAACAUGCCCUCCGAAGCCCUAGGUGAUAUACCACCACCCACUCCACCAAAAAUGGAUGGCAGCGUCGACCGCCGUAGUUUGGAAGAGCGACAAAGCUGGGGCGGAAGGCCGCCUCCUACACCACCGAAGGACGAACGACAUAGUAGGACAUUCGGAAAGGAUCUUCCACUGCCGCCUGCAACGAAAACGCUGAGCCAUAGUCCGAACAGGCUUGGCGAGCUGGAUUUUGAAUUCUCGAGCCAGACCAUUGGCUCUCGCUAG
Fulvia fulva is the source of this 2934-nucleotide messenger RNA. RefSeq names its product Phosphatidylinositol 4-phosphate 5-kinase its3. The record is from RefSeq and is a predicted model, not a curated record. Gene Ontology annotation, biological process: phosphatidylinositol metabolic process. NCBI's taxonomy places the organism in Eukaryota, Fungi, Ascomycota, Dothideomycetes, Mycosphaerellales, Mycosphaerellaceae. The coding region runs from base 1 to 2934 and encodes 977 amino acids. Gene Ontology annotation, molecular function: phosphatidylinositol kinase activity. The transcript is spliced from 2 exons.